GAUAAGUACGGAUGGACAUUUCUACGCAGAGAUUUGCCAUGAACGGAAGAAGUAUGAGACUACCUCCUGGGUUUCGGUUCGAUCCUGAUGAUGAAGAUCUUGUUUUCGAGUAUCUAGCCAAGAAGGUCCUCCACCGUCCGAUGGACUUCGACCUCCCUGAGCUCCGUUCUUGCAAUGUUGAUCCCUGGGACUUGCUAGGAGAUAAGAACACGGAAGUGUAUUACUUUGUGAAGAAGGAAGACCGAGAGAAGAAGGGAAGAGAGACGUUAUCCGGUUACUGGGAAGAGUUUGAAGAAGAGGAAGUAAUGGAGUCUGGAGAUCGUGGUUGUAAUCAUUUAGAAGGAAGGAAAAAGACAUUUGCUUUCUAUAUUGGGAAAAGACCUCGAGGAACAAUAACUCCAUGGAUAAUGUACGAGUUUCGGCUUCUUUCUUCUAGGGCUACAAGGUGGUCAUCGUCCUCCCUGCCUUGGGGUGAGGUAGAGAACUGGAGGGCCGUGAAGGUGAUCGUCAAGGAAGAUAAUGAGGAGGAGAUCGAGGAGGAUGAGCAGGCGUCGGAUGAGUCAGAUGGCGAAGAAGUUGUUCAAAGCCGGUGACGACCGAUCAAUGUUAAUGUCAUAUGUAUUAUAUUAUAUAUGUAAGCAAAUGGUGUUGUAAGUGGCAAAUCAUUCGAGUUUAGUUAGUAACUUGCUUCUUAUAGAAUAUAAGGGAAGUAUCUAGACGAAAAUGAGGCUGCUUAAUUUGUCUUAUUGUCUUCCAAGCCUUUUGGAGUGUAACAGAGGAUGUGUAGCCAAGCCACAUGUGGCUUUGACUCUCCCGUCUUAAUCUUCUCCCAAAAAAUAUACUCCCUCCGUUUUUU
Molecule: messenger RNA, 856 nt
Organism: Raphanus sativus (radish)
Lineage: Eukaryota; Viridiplantae; Streptophyta; Magnoliopsida; Brassicales; Brassicaceae
Product: NAC domain-containing protein 41
Exons: 3
Coding region: 12-593 (193 amino acids)
Biological process (GO): system development; regulation of DNA-templated transcription
Molecular function (GO): DNA binding
Source: RefSeq, a predicted model, not a curated record